GUGUCUCACCACUGCGAGCCUGUGAGCCAAGUUAGCUGUUGGUGAGGAGGUGAAGCCAACCAUGGUACUUCAGCUCAUCCUUAGACAGCACAACGAGCUAUCAACAUUGUUGAUGGAGAUGGUUAAAUCGACUGGAUCCUCUUCCAUACCCAUGUACAUGUAUUCAGUUGUAGGGAGGAUAUCAUCCAUGUGAUCGCCCUGUCCUACUGCCUCAUCAAAGUUCCUGCCUUCAGGCUCAAACUCCAUGGAGGACUCGAUGGCUUCAGACAAAAGGGGAUCUCUGUGUCCAGCUGAGUUUCCCAGCACCCUCAACAGGAACGCCCCACAUCUUUCUAGGAUGCCAAGACACACCAGGCAGGCAUCGAGUAUACAUGUCCAAGAUGUGAGUCUGGGUUUAUUGAGGAGCUGCUGGAGGAGAGAAGUGCUGACAAUGGUUCCAUGUCUACCAUCUCCAGCGGGCCCCAGAACCAGCAACCAUUUGAGAAUGCAGACCAGCACUUGUUUACAUUCCCUUCUGGCUAUGGUCAGUUUGCCCUGGGUGUCUUUGAUGACAGCUUUGACUUUGGGGCUGGACUGGGAACCGAGGACAACCGUGAUGCUGAAAACCGGCGGGAAAGGGAAACGGCAUCACGGCAACGAUAUGGCGCCAGGCAACCGAGAAGUCGUCAUGGUUCAAGACGACAAGCAGGGAGGAAUGAGGGAGUUCCCACGUUAGAGGGAAUCAUUCAGCAGCUAGUGAAUGGAAUAAUUGCACCUACUGCAAUGCCAAAUAUUGGUGUUGGACCAUGGGGUGUUCUUCACUCAAAUCCUAUGGAUUAUGCGUGGGGUGCUAAUGGACUAGAUGCUAUUAUAACACAGUUAUUAAACCAGUUCGAGAACACGGGACCCCCACCUGCUGAUAGGGAUAAAAUAAAAAGUCUUCCUACAGUACAAAUAACAGAUGAGCAUGUUGCUUCAGGAUUGGAAUGUCCAGUGUGUAAAGAAGAUUACAGUGUUGGAGAAAACGUGAGGCAGCUCCCGUGCAAUCACAUGUUCCACAAUGAUUGCAUAGUACCCUGGCUGGAACAGCAUGACACGUGUCCAGUGUGCAGGAAAAGCUUGAGUGGACAGAACACAGCCACCAACCCUCCAGAACUAUCAGGGAUGAACUUUACCUCCUCCUCUUCUUCCUCCUCGUCCUCUUCAUCUUCCUCUACCCCUCAGUCCUCAAGUUCAACCAGCAAUGAGAACUCCACUGAUAACUCAUAGAAGAACAUUUGUCCAUCUCACCCUAUGAGCUAUGAGUCUAUAGCUCCUAUGUUGCUGUACUUCAGAGCAGAGACCUCCAAUGUCUCCCAGCAAAUAGGGCAGAGACCUGAGUGCAUCUGACCAGGAGCACUCAGAGGUAAGUGAUACAUGAGAUCCAUGUAUUUCUGCCAGUCCUCUUGCUCCCACCUUCAUCAGGAAUCUGAACAAAGGAAGGGUGGAGGCCUGGAGUGCAGCUUCUGACAGGGAGGAUGUGGAGAAGCAUGGAAAAGGCUUCAUCUGCCUGAAUCACCUCAUACAGGAGAGGAAUCCAAAGGUAGAAGACUUGUGACAACAAGACAGUUGCUGUUCAUUUCUUUUUUAAAUCUCCAGACUUGUAUGAUUUAAAAUGACCCACUUUUUGCUAAUGAAGAAAAAAAGAAAUGUACAGUUAUUCUUUUUAUAAGUAGCAUUCAUAUCUCACAGAUAAGAUGAACUUAAGUGCACUGUAGUGCACUGUUUAAGUGUGCACUUGAUUUUCUUCAUGGUUUGGAGGGAUAUUACAUGUGAUUCCUUUAAUUCUCAACAAAAUUGCAAUUAUUUUAUUGUCAAGAUCCACUUGCAGUUUUAAGAUAACCAGACCAGAUAACAGGUACCAUUGUUUGCACUUGAAAUAAUGCGUCAAAUUGCAGUAAUUUUGUGUUGUUUAGAUAAUGAUGUGGAUAAAUAAUCAUUAAUUAAUUACACAUGUAAGGCAUUUUAUAUUUUAUCCUGCAAGCCUAAAAAUGUGGAUCAGCUUUUCACAUUAUACACUUAGAAACAUUUCGGUGCAUUUGUGUAUUUUAACUUAAAGGUAAAUUAAAUAUUUUCUAAAGUUGCCAGUUGAAAAACUAUUGAUUUGCAGUAUGAACAUGUACAAAAAAACAAGAGAACUAAUAUUAAAAUAAAGAUGUUUGGGUGCUAUCACUCAAAAUACAUGUAAAUCAUUUUCAUUGUGUGUGUAUUUAUACUAUUCUUUGAAGGGCUAAUUGUCAUGAAUUUAAUAUCAGCAACUCAUAAAAUGGACUUUUAAACAUUCUGCUGCAAAAUGGA
Molecule: messenger RNA, 2316 nt
Organism: Thunnus maccoyii (southern bluefin tuna)
Lineage: Eukaryota; Metazoa; Chordata; Actinopteri; Scombriformes; Scombridae
Product: E3 ubiquitin-protein ligase RNF126-like
Exons: 9
Coding region: 439-1248 (269 amino acids)
Biological process (GO): protein ubiquitination
Cellular component (GO): cytoplasm
Molecular function (GO): ubiquitin protein ligase activity
Source: RefSeq, a predicted model, not a curated record